Molecule: messenger RNA, 1207 nt
Organism: Zingiber officinale
Lineage: Eukaryota; Viridiplantae; Streptophyta; Magnoliopsida; Zingiberales; Zingiberaceae
Product: expansin-B3-like
Exons: 4
Coding region: 130-930 (266 amino acids)
Biological process (GO): sexual reproduction
Cellular component (GO): plasmodesma; extracellular region
Source: RefSeq, a predicted model, not a curated record
AGCAUUGAGAUCCGGAGGCAGUGGAGGCGGGAGAGGGAACUCCAUCCCUGCAACCGCCGAAGAGGGAGAAGAAGGAGACGGCGAGAGAAGCGAGCGAAAGAGGAGCCCCGCGAGCUCAACACUUCACCAAUGGCCUCUUCCUUCGCCUUCUCUCGCUCCUCCCACUCCACUCGUCUGCUCCUCUUCUUCUCUUGCUUCCUGAGCUUCCGCUCGGGCGAGUCGCACCCGCCGUUCGACCUGCAAUGGUACCCGGCGACCGCCACCUGGUACGGAAGCCCCGACGGCGACGGAAGCGACGGCGGGGCGUGCGGGUACGGGACGCUUGUGGACGUGCGUCCGUUGCGGGCACGGGUGGGGGCGGUGAGCCCGGUGCUGUUCAAGGACGGCGAGGGGUGCGGCGCCUGCUACAAGGUGCGAUGCCUUGACCGUGCCGUCUGCUCUCGUCGCGCGGCCACCGUCAUCGUCACGGACGAGUGUCCCGGUGGCUAUUGCGCCUCUGGCCGUACCCACUUCGACCUCAGCGGUGCGGCCUUCGGCCACAUGGCCGUCGCCGGAGAGGCCGGCCCACUACGUGACCGUGGCGAGAUCCCUGUCAUGUUCCGCAGGACUGCAUGCAAGUACCGGGGGAAGAACAUUGCUUUUCAUGUCAACGAGGGUUCUACAAACUAUUGGCUAUCUCUUCUUGUGGAGUUUGAGGAUGCUGAUGGAGAUAUUGGAUCCAUGCACAUAAGACAGGCAAACUCUGUGGAAUGGCUAGAGAUGAAGCACGUAUGGGGAGCAAACUGGUGCAUUAUAGGGGGGCCACUUCAGGGACCAUUUUCAGUGAAGCUCACCACAUUGACCACCCAAAGAAUGUUCUCUGCUCGCGAUGUGAUCCCCCGGAACUGGUCUCCCAAGGCCACCUACACCUCUAAACUUAAUUUCCUCUGAUCUGAAUCACAAAGGAGAUUCAACAAGAUCAUUGAAUUCUCAUUCUCUUAACAUUCUUAUGUUUGGAAUUUUCUCUGAGUGUGUGUUCUUGUAGCCCUCUCCAAAGGGGAGAGCGAGCGCCUUGUUCAAGGGUUUUUUUCUUCUGACAAGCGCCUUGUUUAACUUCAUGUGAGCUUUUUUAUUCUCGAUGUAGCAGUUUGUGACAUUGAAGCUCUUUGAGAGUGCUGUUCUAGUUUUAUGUAAUGGCUUGAGUGUUAACCUGUAAUCUUAUUCCCAC